ACACGGAGGGUUGAUCAAUAUUAAGGAAGACGGAUUAUUCUUUUGUCAUAGAUGUUGCAUCGAGGAUGGUCAGUCGUUGCACGCAUGCUGGCCUAUCCCUAAAUUUUGACGGAAUUUGAUUUGAUCAAUUAUGAACCUUGUUUAUUCUGCAAUACAUGAGUUAUGAGAGAAGAUCUAACUGAUUAUUGCAGAGGUUCAUGUCUGAGUUGAAAGUCUUGCAGGGAUCAGGAUCAGGAACCACCACACCCAAGGAAUCCCCGGUGCUUCCUUUAUUGAUACUCUUCCAGGGAGUAUGGUCCCUUCACGUGCUUCCCUUUAUUCAUACUUUGCUGGGGAAAGGUAGCACAGUUCCUAGCGCAGUUUCUCAGGCCCCACUGAUCGGGGAAGAUCUUACUGGUUCUCGUCCUUAGCACGGUUUCUCAGGC
Molecule: messenger RNA, 425 nt
Organism: Suillus discolor
Lineage: Eukaryota; Fungi; Basidiomycota; Agaricomycetes; Boletales; Suillaceae
Exons: 3
Coding region: 198-410 (70 amino acids)
Source: RefSeq, a predicted model, not a curated record